Molecule: messenger RNA, 6764 nt
Organism: Boleophthalmus pectinirostris (great blue-spotted mudskipper)
Lineage: Eukaryota; Metazoa; Chordata; Actinopteri; Gobiiformes; Gobiidae
Gene: mast3b
Product: microtubule associated serine/threonine kinase 3b
Exons: 24
Coding region: 1-4194 (1397 amino acids)
Biological process (GO): intracellular signal transduction; peptidyl-serine phosphorylation
Molecular function (GO): magnesium ion binding; protein binding; protein serine/threonine kinase activity
Source: RefSeq, a predicted model, not a curated record
AUGUCUCUGCAACAUCACGUGGUAGUCGGGGACAGUGCCUCACAGGAAUCCCUCCCGGUAAGGUCUAUUCCAGGGGCUGAGGGCAGGAGAUGGUCCCUGGCCUCACUCCCCUCGUCUGGCUAUGGCACCAACCCGCCCAGCUCCACCGUCUCUUCCUCCUCAUCCUCUCAAGAGCGUCUCCACCAGCUUCCAUACCAGCCGACCCAGGACGAGCUGCACUUCCUGUUCAAACACUUUCGCAGCACAGACUCUAUGACUGAUGAAGACGGGCGGCCAGCCACUGUUAUUCGGCCACGCUCUCGGAGUCUCAGCCCCGGGCGGUCAAGUGUCUCCUAUGACAACGAGAUAGUGAUGAUGAACCAUGUUUACAGAGAGCGUUUCCCAAAGGCCACAGCCCAGAUGGAGGAGCGCUUGUUGGAGAUCGUCACCCAUUGCUCUCCAGACAGCUCCCUCCCUUUGGCCGAUGGGGUCCUGGGCUUCAUCCAGCACCAGUUGGUGGAGUUGGCCAGAGACUGCCUGGACAAGUCGCAGAAAGGCCUGGUGACUUCAUGCUACUUCGCUGAGCUGCAGGAGAAACUGGAAAAGCUACUUCAUGAGGCUUAUGAGCGUUCUGAAAGUGAAGAGGUCAGCAUCAUCAUUCAACUGGUCAGAAAACUCCUCAUCAUCAUCUCAAGACCAGCUCGCCUGCUUGAAUGCCUUGAGUUUGAUCCAGAGGAGUUUUAUCACCUUCUCGAAGCAGCAGAAGGUCAUGCCAAAGUUGGACAAGGUAUCAAAACUGACAUUCCUCGGUAUAUUAUCAACCAGCUUGGGCUCACAAGAGACCCUCUUAAAGAAAUCCAACUGGAACAGUUUGAUGCCAGUCCUACGGCGUCUGCUGAACCAGAGCCUACUGCAGAGAAUAAAGCGCCGCAAACCUUGACCCCAACAAGAAGAAAACCUCUUGAAAGUGAUUUUGAGACCAUCAAACUUAUAAGCAAUGGUGCCUAUGGAGCUGUGUAUCUGGUCCGUCACAAAGAGACACGACAGCGCUUUGCAAUGAAAAAGAUAAAUCGUCAAAAUCUGGUCUUGAGGAAUCAGAUCCAACAAGCUUUUGUGGAACGGGACAUUCUGACAUUUGCAGAAAACCCGUUUGUUGUGUCAAUGUUCUGCUCCUUUGAAACGCGGCGUCAUCUCUGCAUGGUCAUGGAGUAUGUAGAAGGUGGAGACUGUGCCACUUUGCUCAAAAACAUGGGCCCCCUCCCUGUAGAAAUGUCAAGGAUGUACUUUGCUGAAACAGUUUUGGCUCUGGAGUACCUUCAUAAUUAUGGCAUUGUGCAUCGAGAUCUCAAACCUGACAAUCUGUUAAUUACAUCCAUGGGGCACAUCAAGCUCACUGACUUUGGCCUGUCUAAAAUUGGCCUUAUGAAUAUGACCACAAACCUCUACGAGGGUCACAUGGAGAAAGACACAAGAGAGUUUAUUGACAAACAGGUCUGUGGGACUCCGGAGUACAUCGCUCCAGAGGUCAUCCUCCGUCAGGGAUACGGGAAGCCUGUGGACUGGUGGGCCAUGGGCAUUAUCCUCUAUGAGUUUCUAGUUGGCUGUGUACCAUUUUUUGGUGACACUCCUGAAGAGCUUUUUGGUCAAGUUGUUAGUGAUGAAAUAGUGUGGCCUGAAGGUGAUGAUGCGCUGCCUGGAGAUGCCCAGGAUCUCAUCACUCGCUUGUUAAGACAGAGUCCGUUAGAACGACUUGGCACUGGUGGCACCACAGAGGUGAAGCAGCAUGCGUUCUUUCUGGGUUUGGACUGGAAUGGGCUCCUGAGACAAAAGGCAGAGUUCAUCCCUCAGUUAGAGGCAGAGGACGACACCAGUUACUUUGAUACUCGUUCAGAGCGCUACCAUCAUUUAGCAUCUGAUGAAGAUGAGGAAACCAAUGAUGAAGAGUCCUCUUUAGAGAUACGCCAGUUUGCUUCAUGGUCCAAUCGCUUCAGUAAAGUUUACAGCAGCACAGAAUAUCUGGCUACACCGUCCAAUCUGAGUUUCUCAUCAGAUCGAAGCCACAGUGAGGAGAAAGAGGACCGGCCUGAUGCAGUGCUCAGUCCCUCUCAGGCUCCAGCAGAGGGCACUAUUGAGCGAAGGCACUCAGGACGCAUGGCCAGCCUUCGCCCCAGGGCCUCCUCCAGUUCUUCCCAGUCUGAGAGGAGCACGAGUCCUCUGGUGAUGAGCAGCACCCACAGCUUGGAGACAAUGCCUCGUUUUGCACUCUCCACUGACGAUGAAGCUGAAGUGGUUGUGUCAAACCUAAGGAGGAUUCGAAUCCGUAGCAACAGCACUGGAGGCAAACACUCGUCUCCCAAAGAUCCCACUGGCCCUCGGAGAUUUGGAAACCAGCUGGAAACCCCAGACAGACAAAAACUUCCAUGUGGAGGAAAAGUCCCUAAAUCAGCCUCAGUGUCUGCACUCUCUCUCAUUAUCACACCUGAUGAUACUCCCACUGGUCUUCAGCCAAGUCCCAUUUCCCCGCGCUCUUUGUCCUCCAACCCCUCGUCUCGUGACUCUUCCCCCAGUCGAGAUCUGUCUUUCAGCCCUGGCAGUCUGAAGCCCCCCAUCAUCAUCCACACCUCAGGGAAGAAGUUUGGCUUCACUGUGCAGGCCAUCCGCGUGUACAUGGGUGACAGUGACGUGUACACAGUGCAUCACAUGGUGUCGAGUGUAGAAGAGGGCAGUCCAGCUCACCAGGCAGGUCUGUGUACGGGGGAUCUUAUAACAUAUGUGAACGGAGAGUCUGUUCAAGGCCUAGUUCAUCCAGAAAUGAUCGAACUUCUGCUGAAGAGUGGAAACAAAGUGGCCCUUCAGACAGUUGCUCUGGAAAACUCCUCAAUUAAAGUGGGGCCAGCUCGGAAAACCAAACACAAAGGAAAGAUGGCACGACGAAGUAAGAAGAGCAAGAGGAGAGACAAUUAUGACAGACGAAGAAGCAUCUUGAAGAAACUGUCCAAGCAGAGCACCGUGAUGCACAGCAGUCGUAGUUUCUCCUCUGGUCUCCAUCACUCCGUCUCCUCCAGUGAGAGUCUCCCAGGCUCUCCCACCCACAGCCUCUCCCCAGGCCCCUCCACACCCUGCCGAAGUCCUGCUCCUGACCACCAGACGUUUGACAACCACUCUCCUCAGAGCACCUCUCCUUGCUCUAGCUCUCCCAGUUCCCCGGCUACGCACAUACGCCCAAGUUCACUUCACGGACUGAGCUCCAAACUGAGCACACAGAGAUAUACUAAAGUUGGCCGACGCAAGUCCACAAGCAACAUCCCCCCUUCCCCUCUGGCCUGCACCUCUUCGUCUUCCACUCAACCUCUUUCUCCGCAGCGGUCACCCUCUCCUUUGCCUGGAUUUGCAAAGUCUUUUCAUGCGUAUCAUGGCAAAACACUGUCUCCGCCCACUAUUGUCCGACAUGUCCGACCUCGUAGUGCAGAGCCUCCUCGAUCCCCACUGCUCAAGAGGGUGCAGUCUGCUGAGAAACUAUCUGGUGUCUAUCAUGUGGAUAAAAAGUCUUACGCCCCCCGCAGGCAUACUUUGGAAGUGCCUUUUUACGGAGAGGCGGAUCUUCUCGGGGACUCAGAGGCGGAAGGAGCUUGCGGUGGUGGUGGUGGUGGUGGUUACCUAGCGAAUGAACACAGCAGACUGGGGAGCUACAUCACUGGACAGAGAAUAAGAGACUCAGGUUUGGACAGAUCUGAGCAGCUUGUUGUAAUGCGCAAACUCAACUUAUCCGAAAGGCGAGACUCAUUUAAAAAGCAGGAAGCGGUACAAGAGGUGAGCUUUGAUGAGCCUGAGGAGAAAACCUGCUCUACCCCAAUUACCUCCAUUAAUCAGACCCAAACACAGCCCCAGCACGCCUCCUACAGGCCAUCCCUGUCACUGGGUCGCACGCAGAGCAGUGUGGAGGUCGAGCUGGAGGUCCCGGUCGUCCGCAGGUUCACUCUAGUGCCUCAGAUCGCGGUACAAGGUUCAACUGAAAGUGAAGGACAGGACGAAUGGGAGCCGUGUUCAGAUGGAGAGGAUUCCAAUGAGAACGCAGAGCUAGAGGUGGAAACAUCAGUGCAGAAACUAAAUAUUAUCAGUAACAAGAAGACUGAAGACGCCACUCAAGUUAUAGAAGCAACAGAGAUGAAAGAGAAGAGAGAGGAGUCUUUACAAAAACCACAUCUGAAGAAAUAACGCACAUUAUCUCUCUUGUCAAAACUCGUAUUUACCCUCCAAAUGUAACACAAAAGUUGUUAAGGGAAAUCUCAAAGGUGUUCAGUCUGUUACACAAACUUGAGAGAGUUGUAAGCUAUUUUCCUUGUGUGUAAGCGUAAGAGUGAAUGCUCAAGUGAGACUUUUGUUUACUUGAAUUUUUCUAUUGUAAAUACCUGCUCGAAGGCUUUGUGUAUUAUUUAUUCAAUUAAUCUGACUCUUGAGUUAGAGAGGCAGGGUAUGUGGGAUGUUCUCAUUGGUCAAAGAGCCAAAACUAAACAUUUUGUAUUCGUAAAAUUGUGGUUUACGUCUUUUGACUGGAUUUUUAAAGAUAAAUGUCUAUUUUUUACAUGAAUUGCUGAAGUACAUAGAUGUUUGUCAACGCUGGACUGAAUUUGCUGCUGGACCAAAAGGUACCAUGUGUAGAUAUGAUAGUCUAAUUUUUCGAUAUGUCUUAAAUCUGAAUUUACAGCUUCCAGUGUUUUGUAUCUAGCCACAUUUUUGAUGAUCAGAAAAAAUGGGGCACACAAUGUCAACAUUUUUUGUCAACAAUUUAUUUUUUCUUUAUAGACACAUUUACUAAUUUACUAAUUUGAAACAUGGAAAAUAUUUGACUAUUUUUCAUACUCAGCAACAUAUUUAAAAUCCACAUGCAGGUUCUUCCACUCUUCUUAAAGUGCCCCAUUGUUAUUCUGUUUAGUUAGGUCAGACUGGGGUUGAGUUGUCCCAAUAUGCUGUGUCAUCAUAGCACGUUGUCUGUGCCAUAUCAUUGGAGAUGCUAAUGCUAAGCUAGUGUGGCAAGUUAUUUGAUAUUCUACCACAAGUUCAUUAGAGACAUAAUUUAAAGCAGUUUUCAGAAUAACAUGCAGGGAAACUAAAAGGUGCACUCUGUAACUUUGUUUCUUGUCUCCAUAGAGAUGCUAUUGCUUUGCCUGGAAAGUUCCUCAAUAUAUCUUGUGUUUAUUGAAUUACAGGUAUAUUUAUUGCUAAGAAAUUUCUUUUACAUUCUUACUGUGAGUGGAGUCACCUCUCAUCAGAUCUGACCUUUAACUUGGCCUCACAGCAUACCUGCUCGUCUCCAUUGAGAUAAGUUUAAUGGUAUAUUGUGGAAAAUUCUUGACAAGACAAAGCCUCUCCAUAGUAAGAAGAAGGUGGCGGACUCUCUGCCAGAAAGUUACGUAGUGCAUCUUUAAGGUUAUUCUCCAAGUGAGCCACAAUCUAUAUAAAAUUUCUGAGAACAAUACAGACAGGCGACAGUUUUCAUAUAAGCAAGUGUCAGAGUUCUCCUUAACCUGCAGUGUAUGAUGUUUACAAGAGAAAUGUGCACUAAUAUAUUUCUACAUAACUUUUGUAUUGUCAAAGAGAGACACCAGACCCAGGGCACCUUCAAACUGUUACAAUCUAUGUCUUUAUUUUCAUCAGAUAUUGAUGUAUAUUUUGAAGCUAAAUUGACUUCCAAAAAUGUUAAGAAGGAUAUGCACAUGGGGGGUGAAUCGAUGUAUGUUUGGGUGGGACUCUUUGGUAGAUCAGUAUUUUCUAUAUAGCACGAAUGGAUGUAAGUGGUUUCCUAUCCACAGUGCACAUUUGUUUAAUCAGUGACUUUUGCUGCAUUUUGUACUGUUUUUUUCUCCUUCAAACUACAGUCUACUGUUCUGUCUUGCAAAGUCUUGUCAGUUAAAAGCACGGCAAAAUAUAUAAUGUAGAUACAAUGUGAGCUAUUUUUGCAGGUUGCCAAAACGUUUACACUGAACAAAUACAUGUACUGUACCAACAUUUUAUAUCUACUGUGGUUGUAUACUUAUGUAUGUUCUUUGUUACCACAAAAAAUAACAGACAAAUGCUUGUUUUUGUUCUCUAACAGUUAUAAUUUAGCAACAAACUGACUUGUUCCAAUUUCAAAACCUUUUGAAAUGUGAAGUAGCCAACAAAACAUUUUCAUUCAUUUUUGUUUGUUGUUUUUAAAGGUGCACUGUGAAACCUUUCUUACUGAGGUUUCAGUACCUGCUUUUCUAUAUGGAGAUGCCAUUGCUCUGUCUGGAAUGUUUUGCAGUGCAACAUUUAACUGAUCUAUCUCCAUGGAGACAAGAAGGUAUGUCUAGCAGCCCAAGUUACAGCUCAGAUCUGUGGAGAUUUUAAGCAGUAAAACACCUGUAAUUGAAGAGAUGCGGGGUAGAUAAAUUUAAUCCCAUACUGCAGAGCAUUCCAAGUUAAAGCAAUGUCCUCUCUAUAGACAUGUAAAUGGCACACCCUCCCACCAGGAAAGUUACACAGUGCCCCUUUAAAGGAACUACACUGUAUUUGCAAACAUAGAGUUCCUGGCCUUUGUUGUGUGGAUGUUUAGUUGGUUGAGGUUCAGUUUGUGUUGUAUUGUCACACUUGAGUCUGUGCAGGUCAAACUUUGGUAUGCGUGCAUGUGUUCUCUGGACACGUCUCUUCGGUGCAUGCUGCAUGACACAAGCACACUUCUGUAAUACUUGACUGCAUGGUAUAUCGGCGUCGGUGCCCUGUACUGUGUUUUCUUGUGAAAAGGAAUAAAAUUUGUAUUUCUUGGA